This is a messenger RNA of Penaeus monodon (black tiger shrimp), 1346 nucleotides long. RefSeq names its product diphthine--ammonia ligase-like. Gene Ontology annotation, biological process: protein histidyl modification to diphthamide. The record is from RefSeq and is a predicted model, not a curated record. The transcript is spliced from 11 exons. The coding region runs from base 132 to 1346 and encodes 404 amino acids. Gene Ontology annotation, molecular function: diphthine-ammonia ligase activity. Lineage: Eukaryota; Metazoa; Arthropoda; Malacostraca; Decapoda; Penaeidae.
CGAAUCUCGACGAUGUGCUCUGAUGUUUUGGCUAAGGAGGCUGCCAUGAGGAAACAAAUAAUCUAAGGGCGGAAAAAGGGAGUAAUUCCUCUGUCGCACGAGUGGCUACGAAGGCAUUGUGUAUAUCCAGAAUGCGUGUUGUGGGGUUGGUGUCUGGUGGGAAGGACAGCUGCUAUAACCUCCUGCAGUGUGUUGCAGCUGGACAUCAAAUUGUGGCACUGGCCAAUCUAGCUCCUGGCCAUGGAGAUGAGUUGGACAGCUACAUGUACCAGAGUGUGGGACAUAUGGGAGUGGCCAUGUAUGCAGAGGCUGUGGGUGUGCCACUGUACCGCCGCAUUAUACAAGGCUCCUCCAUCACCACCACCAAGACGUACAACCCAACGGAGGGGGACGAAGUGGAGGAUCUCUAUUUGCUCUUGAAGGAAGUUCAGGAAAAAUGUUCAAUUGAAGCAGUGAGUGUUGGUGCGGUAUUAUCUGAUUACCAGAGAAUACGUGUGGAAAAUGUUUGUAGUAGACUAGGCCUCGUCUGUUUAGCAUACAUGUGGCGGAGAGACCAGUCGGAAUUAAUACGAGAGAUGGUGGACUGUGGCAUAGAUGCUAUUAUAAUUAAGGUGGCUGCUAUUGGCCUUGAACCAAGAAAACACCUGGGAAAAUCUAUUAGUCAAAUGAUAACUUAUUUAGAAAAAAUGAAAGACAAAUACAGUUUAAAUGUAUGCGGUGAAGGAGGUGAAUAUGAAACCUUUACCUUGGACUGCCCAAUUUUUAGAAAACGGAUUGUUGUGAAAGAUACAGAACUAGUGGAGACAUCAGGAGAUGUUGGUUAUCUUAAUUUUACAUCAUUAGAGCUUGUUGAUAAGGAAAUACCAGAUGAUGUCACCCAGAUGGAGCUAGUAAGGGCAGCGGGUGUGAGAGAUUCUCAGGAGUUCUUGGGAGACCUGAAGCUGCCAGAGGAAGAGCAGCAAGCAGAAGAUCAAGCAAAGGAACUGAACCUGGAGGAGGAUGACUUGUCUUCUACCAGCUAUCAGAAUUUUGAUGCUGGUCACAAUCCAGUAAUGCAAGUACCAGAUAACUUAAGUUACCGAGUUGUCCGUACCACAACUGGCUUUACUUUUGCUGGUAGUUUCUCCGGCAGUACGAUGGACGAUGUUAUUGCCAGCUUAAAAGGUGUUAAGACAUAUUUGAUGGCAAAGCUUUUGACCCUAGUCCACAGGUGUAAAGGUGCACAGCAGACAAUGAUUGGAAUUACAAAAUUAGUACUGCACUAUCUCACAAAUAGCCACUUUAGCACAGCAAGUCCAUACUUUGGCCAACUUGAUGGUUUAGACCCUUCAAGUGCAAUAGGUUAA